Molecule: messenger RNA, 1437 nt
Organism: Durusdinium trenchii
Lineage: Eukaryota; Dinophyceae; Suessiales; Symbiodiniaceae
Source: the annotation of a GenBank genome assembly
AGUUCCGCAGCCGCAGCCGUAGUGAUGCGGCGGGUUGACCUUGCUCUCCACACGUGUGGGCGAGGCGGAAGGUCUUCAGGUGCUCGAUGUCCUCGUGUUGCACGGCCAUAUCCAAUUGCGAUGGCUUCGUCUGCUGCCUUGGCUGCUUGUCUUUGGUGCCGGGCUUUUUGCGGCGAGUGGUGAAUGGGGUGGCCUUUUUUCCACCGCGGCCGCCGGGCUACCAUGUGACUGAGGAUAGACAGGUCUUCCUGGUGGAGAGUGAUUAUGGCCUCUCCCCCUUGCCGGAUCUGGCCCAAGAGGGCAUCGUUGUGGACACUGUGCGAAUGUGGACACGGAGAGGGAACGUGAUCCUCGGCUUUCACUUCAAGCGCGCAGACUCCAGUAGGACGAUUUUGUUCAGCCACGGCAAUAGUACCGACAUUGGCAUCAUGUUCUAUCAUCUCAGGGAGAUGUGUUCUCGCCUGCAGUGUGAUGUAUUUGCUUACGAGUAUAGCGGCUAUGGAGAAAGCACUGGGCAACCCACCGAGUUGGAUCUCUAUGCCGACAUCGAAGCAGCGUACCACUACCUCUCUAACGAUUGCAGCCUUGCAGACGAGCAGAUCGUGUGCUAUGGCCAGUCCAUCGGCAGCGUGCCAUCCGUUGAGCUUGCCUCGCGGGUCACCUUGGGUGGCCUGAUCUUGCAUAGUGCCAUGAAGAGUGGCCUCAGCGUCAUCCACAACGUGAAGACCACCUACUGGUUUGACGUCUUCCAGAACGCCGCGCGGAUGAAGAAAGUCACGUCUCCGACGUUCGUCAUCCACGGGACUCAAGACGGAGAGAUACCUUUUGAACAUGGCUCGGCCUUGUGGGAUGCCUUACCGAAAGAGUUGGCCUACGAGCCGUGGUGGGUCAUGGAGGCUGGGCACAACGACAUCGAGAUGAAUCACAGGCAAGAGUACUUCGAGCAGUUGCAAGCCUUUUUGAAGCACUUGGAUCGCCCAGAAGGGAAAGCCUGGCUGAAGCAGUCGCAGUAUUCCGAAGAUGCAGGCUCGGAGACGGGAUGGCAGCCCUUACUGGGCAAUGGUGCCAGGCGAAUGGGCCUUGGAGGCCGAAAAUGGAGCUGGAGCCGACCAAAGAGUGGAGUCGGACCGCCAGACCAUCGACACAUCCUGACACGAAGCGGAGACGAUUUGUUGUCCAUGCUUUGGUAGCAAUCGUGCAUAGCAGUGCUUCAGAGCCUGAGCCUUCGUUAGUCUUCGUCUUUGUAGCCCGCACAUGGCCGAAGCGGCCAGAAAGUGAUCGGGCGAAGGCAUUGCGAUCAAUCGCUGAGGUCUUGACAUCAAAUUACAUCAAACUACUAAUUCGAGUUGUUUCACUCCAAAUCCGUCACAUCAGGACGGAUUUGCACACUAGAGCAAUCUAGAGCAUCAAGCUCGUACACUAAUUUAUACAUUGGAA